AUGUCAUUCCUUGAGCGUCAAAAAAGUCGCAUAGCAGGUGACAUAGAAGAUGGUCGUCACAAUAGCGUUCUUCCUUCGUCGACCUCUAGCAAAGUUCCUCAUGCGAAGAAACCUCGAACCCGUCCCCCAAAUUCACUCCGCGAUCACCUCCCUUAUCCCACUUCGGUGUUGAAUCCAUCCUCUGGGCCGUAUGCCGUUGGGAGUAUGGAAAUCGAGGUGCCCGUGGAAAGACCACGCGCCAUCUCCAACAUAACUCGUCAUGGACGGCACGUCCUGCAACUGGAAACAAUAUUAUUCACAUUAUACUACCCGGCAGGCUUUGACAGUGGGGCAGGAAAUGCCCCAGGUGGGGAGACGAAAUGGGGUCGAGAAACUUGGCUACCACGACCGCGGUUGGAGACAGCGAAAGGCUAG
Plenodomus lingam JN3 is the source of this 414-nucleotide messenger RNA. The record is from RefSeq and is a predicted model, not a curated record. Lineage: Eukaryota; Fungi; Ascomycota; Dothideomycetes; Pleosporales; Leptosphaeriaceae.